Molecule: messenger RNA, 9145 nt
Organism: Xiphophorus maculatus (southern platyfish)
Lineage: Eukaryota; Metazoa; Chordata; Actinopteri; Cyprinodontiformes; Poeciliidae
Gene: lrrc8aa
Product: leucine rich repeat containing 8 VRAC subunit A
Exons: 3
Coding region: 101-2485 (794 amino acids)
Molecular function (GO): protein binding
Source: RefSeq, a predicted model, not a curated record
UGUCCGAGCGGCCACAGUCACUGAGAACCGAUAGAGAAAUGUGUCACCCGUGUACGGAGGAGGCGAGACACACCAGUGUUAAAAACACAGAUAAACCAUCAUGAUUCCCAUCACAGAGCUUCGGUACUUUGCUGACACCCAGCCAACAUACCGCAUCCUGAAGCCAUGGUGGGACGUUUUCACCGACUACAUCUCAAUCAUCAUGCUGAUGAUCGCGGUGUUCGGCGGGACGCUUCAGGUCACGCAGGACAAGAUGAUCUGCCUGCCUUGCAAGUGGAUCCUCAACGACACUUGCGAUGCCAUGCCAAAUGCGACAGGCGCCUACGCCCCAGUGCCAAAAGGCAUUCAAUACGACCUGGAUCGACACCAGUACAACUAUGUCGACGCCGUCUGCUACGAGAACAAGCUGCACUGGUUUGCUAAAUAUUUCCCUUAUCUGGUGCUGCUCCACACUCUCAUCUUCCUGGCCUGCAGCAACUUCUGGUUCAAAUUCCCACGCACGAGCUCCAAACUGGAACACUUUGUCUCCAUCCUCCUCAAGUGCUUUGACUCGCCGUGGACAACGAGGGCUUUGUCUGAAACCGUGGUGGAGGAGAGCGACCCCAAACCGGUGGGGAAAACGAACGGCUCCAUGGAUAAGAAGGCGUCGAGCGUGAGCGAGGAUGUCGAGGCCAGCAUUCCCAUGCUCCAGCGAACAAAGUCCAGGAUCGAGCAGGGGAUCGUGGAUCGCUCUGAAACUGGGGUUUUGGACAAAAAGGAAGGGGAGCAGGCCAAGGCGCUUUUUGAGAAAGUGAAGAAGUUCAGGAUUCACGUUGAGGAAGGCGACAUAGUCUACCGUCUUUACAUACGUCAGACCAUCAUCAAAGUAAUCAAGUUCAUACUGAUAAUUAGCUACACAGGCUAUUAUGUAAGCUGCAUCAAGUUCAGCGUGGUGUGCUCAGUGAACAUGGAGAAACUGACAGGGUACCGUCUGUUUCAUUGUGCACAUCCAUUGGCUACUCUUUUCAAGAUCUUGGCCUGUUUUUACAUUAGCCUGGUUAUAGUUUACGGUCUCAUCUGCAUGUACACGCUCUGCUGGAUGGUGAGACGCUCCCUCAAACGCUACUCCUUUGAGUCGAUCCGCGAGGAGAGCAGUUACAGUGACAUCCCCGACCUCAAGAACGACUUUGCCUUCAUGCUACACAUGAUAGAUCAGUAUGACCCUUUGUACUCCAAACGCUUUGCCGUGUUCCUGUCAGAGGUCAGCGAGAACAAGCUGAGGCAGCUGAACCUCAACAACGAGUGGACGUUAGAGAAGCUGAGGCAGCGAAUCACCAAGAACUCCCAGGAGAAACUGGAGCUUCAUCUCUUCAUGCUCAGCGGGAUCCCUGACACGGUGUUCGAUCUGGUGGAGCUGGAGGUCCUGAAGCUGGAGCUGAUCCCGGACGUGACGAUACCCCCCAUCAUUGCCCAGCUCUCCAACCUGAGGGAGAUGUGGCUUUACCACACUCCAGCUAAAAUCGAAGCUCCAGCUCUGGCUUUCUUAAGGGAGAAUCUCAAGUCUCUCCACAUCAAGUUCACAGAUAUCAAGGAGAUCCCACUGUGGAUCUACAGCCUGAAGAACCUCAGCGAGCUUCACCUGACCGGAAACCUGAGCGCCGAGAACAAUCGCUUCAUCGUGAUCGACGGGCUCCGGGAGCUCAAGAGCCUGAAAGUGCUGCGUCUGAAAAGCAACCUGACCAAGCUUCCUCAGGUGGUGACCGACGUGGGCGUGCACCUUCAAAAGUUGUCCAUUAACAACGAGGGCACCAAGCUGAUGGUGCUCAACAGCCUCAAGAAGAUGGUCAACCUGACAGAACUCGAGCUCAUUCGCUGUGACCUCGAGCGCAUCCCGCACUCCAUCUUCAGCUUGCACAACUUGCAGGAGAUCGACCUGAAGGACAACAACCUGAAGACGAUAGAGGAGAUCAUCAGCUUUCAGCACCUGUACCGCCUCGUGUGCCUGAAGCUCUGGUACAACCAGAUCGCCUACAUCCCCAUCCAGAUCGGAACGCUCACCAACCUGGAGAGGCUCUACCUGAACAGGAACAAGAUCGAGAAGAUUCCCAGCCAGCUCUUCUUCUGUCGCAAGCUGCGCUUCUUGGAUCUGAGCCACAACAAUCUGACGAGCAUCCACCCAGACAUCGGCUUCCUCCAAAACCUGCAGUAUUUUGCUGUGACAGCAAACAGGAUUGAGACUUUGCCCCCAGAGCUGUUUCAGUGCAAGAAACUCCGCACUCUGAAUCUGGGGAACAACUGCUUGCAGACGCUGCCGUCGCGCUUCGGGGAACUCACCGGGCUGACCCAGCUGGAGUUGAGGGGCAACCGUCUUGAGUGCCUCCCUGUGGAGCUCGGCGAGUGCCGGCUGCUGAAGAAGAGCGGCCUGGUGGUGGAGGAAGACCUGUUCAACACGCUGCCGACGGAAGUCAAGGAGCAUCUGUGGAGGGCUGAUAAGGAGCAAGUUUGAGCCAAAACAUAAAUGCUGGUAGGAAAUUUAAAGAGGCUUGUUGAAGCGAGGACAACCUUAAAGAGAGACGCAGCUGCAUUGGCCGUGAAGGCAAAAGUAAACUGACAGCUUGUCUGCUUCAGGAGCAGACAGGACCAUAAAACUAAGAACGUGGAAUAUCCACACAUACGAUUGAUUAGUAAGCUUUUCCUGAUUGCGAAGUUGCCGAGAAUCUGGAAGCUGCUGUUAAAUAUGCAUGCCACAGUGGGAUCAUUCUGAAGCAAAACUUGUUCAUCGGACGACUUUGCACGACUCAGCUCUGCCAGUGAGCUAACUGUGCUUUUUUUUUUUUAAAUUAUUUUACCGAGCACAGGGUACUUGCACAAAUGAAACAUGUUUAACGCUGAAUUCACCCAUCCCUCCUCUGGACUUCACAUCUUGGAGGAACUUUUGUUUUUGCAGUUGUAGCACAAAGUGGCUCGCUGUGUCUGAGGAUGUUAUCAAGCCAAUUGUUUCGCGACUCAAACCUAAUCUGGUCAGGCAUGAAUUUGUUUUUUUUCCAUCCGUCUCUUUAAUCUCAUUAUGCUUUGAUGCAUCUUCCAAUGGGCACAAAAUGACUGACCACGAACAAAUCAUCGCACAGGUAUUAAUUCUGAGAAAACCGCUGGAAAUGAUUGCAAAAAGACUUAAGAACAAACUCUACAUCUAAAAACACCCUGCAGUUAUAAAUUCUCUCAUCAGCUCGUGUGACAAGCUGUAACUUGCAGAGGAAGAAGUGGAAGCGGCUUCAGUAUUUGUCUUCUGCUCCGUUCUUUUCAUCACCAAAAAUUAUUUUUGCUUAAAUGUGCAACAAGGAAACAACGUGACUCAGAAUCAAACACUAUAAACAUUUUGUUAACGCUCGGCUUGAGUUGAAGGCAAAGUAUUAUGACUGAAGAGAGAACAAGAGGUGGGUUCAGAAACACAGUUUCAGCAAAUAAGAGAACCGCCCACUGAACUCUUGCUGUGAACUUCUGGAAGAUGUACACUUAGUCAGAUAAUUUAAGUGACCUUUGUUCAUUUCAGAGCAUAUUUUACUUUAAAGAAUGAAAUGUAACUCUAAUGUACACUAAGUCACAUUAUGGCACCAACUAUUCAGCUCCAUUUGUUUUCAGAUUAACAUAUUCAAUGUCAUAAAAACUUAGUUACCCCCUUACAGAAUUCUUUUGUUUUUGUAAGAUUAUCAGAUAAAUUUUAAUAUCAGACAAAUAUCAACCAAGUAAACACAACAAGCUGCUUUCAAAGAGCGAUUUAAUGAUUUAUUAAGAAAACAAAUCUAUUAAAAACUAACAUGGGCCUGUAAUUAACUGAGACUGAGCAUAUCUUGGAUUACUUUCACUUGUCAAACUGCCUGUCCCAAAUUAAGUAGAACCUGUUUGACAACAUGAAGUAGGUUAGAAGAUCUCAAAAAGCAGCACAAUACCCUAUUUGAAAAAAAUGUAAGAAUAAGAAAUAAAGUCCUUGAUAUUUAUGUGAAAAGGAUCACAAUUCUUUUUAAGGCUUUAGAACUCUAUCAAACUCUAUCUUUAGAUAUUAUCCACAUGCAGAUAUGUUUGAUGAUCAGAAACCUUUAAGUAUGCUGAAAACACAUAAACAGAAGAAAUCUUUAAGGGGGGAAAAAAAACUUUUUCCUGCCAACAUAUGCCAAUCAUGCAAACCAUAAGCAUCAUGGAAACUACUCGCCAAAAUGAUUCACACCACGACUUACAUUCUGAAUCAGGAGAUCUUGGAAAGCUAAUUUUGGGAGCAUAUAGGAUGUGAAUCAGUCUGAAGGACAGAGGAGUUGCCUGCAGACUCUCGCUGUAUUGUCAUCAUGCUCGCUUUGCUCCAUGGAAAGAAGUAGACAUUUGUCACUAAUGUGUUUAUUCAUUCACGAUGCAGCCGAGGACAAACAGGAAAUUGCAAAGCGAAGGGAACUAGUUUUGACCGGAUUCCACAAGGGAAGCGGGUUUUUUUAUCGACUAAGAUCGGAGAGUGAGCUAUAUCCACCUUCCAUGCUCCAAAUUAGUGCAGCAUGCCUUGUCUGCUUGAAACACUUUUCUUGUUUAGACCUGGGAUUUAAUAGCAUCAUGUGGAACAAAUGUCUUACGUCUACUCCUGCCAAAUGUCUCUUAUUGCUAAUGUAGCCUUAGUUUUUUAUUGGCUAUAUCCUGUUAAUGAUCACAAACAUCGUCAGGGCUUUUUCUGUUGUGUUGUAAAAUGUAUAGCUCAAAUAUUUAAUGCUUUUUUAUUCUUCACAGCUGUUUUUCUUUUAAUUUGAGCUUUUUAAAGGUACAGUAGGAGGCUGGAACGGGCUGGUAGAAGACUUUCCCAGUAUGUAACUUUGUGCAAAACAAAUGACCUAAUUUCUUUUAUUUAUAACAGAAAAGUAACGCUUUUUGCUAUUGGUACAACAUUAUAUAGACAAUGAAAUGGCAAAGCUAUGUGAUUGUUAUUUAUAACAUACACUUGUUAUUUUAUAGGCUAAAGCAAAAAAUAUAGAAAACCCGCUAAAAAAAGUAGUUUAUAAAAGUAGUUAGCUCUGUUUGUUACCUUCUUUCAGACAGCUGAUUGGCAGUGCCCAGCAGCAUAUGAACGAUAGAAGCAAAGGUCAAACUAAAGUAGAAUUUCUUGAAUCCAAAGGAAUAACUUGACUGAAGAUUAUAGCCGAUUCGAAGCAGUAACUUUUUAAAACCUUGGUACAGUCAUAGAUACUUGGAGAUCCCUCAGCAACAUCAGCAUAAUUUCUGCAGAAACUUCAUUAUUGUGAUUUCUUUCAGAAUAGGGAGUCAGUUUUCAACAACCUGUAUUGGUCCGAUAAGUAGAACUGGGUUGAUUUUACUAAUUUAUGUAUUUUAUAUUGUCGUUGCUUGUGACAGUGAUAAAGCACAGGAUUAUUUGGUUUCUAACUGAAGCAGAGAAGCAAUGUGAGCAGUAUGGUCCUUUUUAAGGAAAAGUAUACAGUAUCAGUUAUUAACCAACACGGCAACAUUAAUUUUGGAUCGGUGCAUCCCAAUUUUAAAAACUUACUUUCAUGCACAGCAUCCGAGAAAUUAGACAUGGUCAAAUAAAUCAUCUAGUUGCCAUUGUCAGACAAUAAAUGACUGGAAAGAGAGCAGUGAAAAUCCGAUACCUAAGCACUAUAGCUCGUGUUGACAACAACUCUCUUCAGUGUAGAAGUUGCUACAGAAGGAGACAAUGUAGUUAGCUAUUUUUAAUAUUAGUAACAUGAUAAAAAAAUCGUAAAUCUUAGUCAUUUUAAGGAUCCAUUUAUUUUACAAAUAAACAGACCUUACUCUUUACAGUUUGUUUGAUUUAAGCUGCUUAAAACAAUUUCAAAUGUCCACUCCAUAAAUAUGUAUUCUUUAUUUUAAAACCACAGCAGCAUGCUUUACUGAAAUGUAUCCUAAAAGAAGGGAAAAAAGUGCAGAUUUUAAAUUUAGUUGUUUAAAGAGACGUUUGUAAUUGGAUGAAAUUGGUACAAAGAGAUGAAAGAUUUAGAAAAUCAGCGAUUGGAAAUUGACCACAAAAUUGUUCCCAGGUCAUCUCUACAGAAGAACAGCAGAAAAACUAUUUUAUUUUAUGCUUGUUAAUGCAAACAUGUAAAUAAGUAACUAGGCAUGGAAAUACAUCAAUAAAAUUUAUUGACAAGCUGCAAAAAAAAAACUAACAAAAAAAAAACACAGUUAGCAGUUGCAUAUAAUCAAAUUGUGUGUGUUUUUCUUUAAUAAUGAGGCAGAGUUUUGCUAAUGUUAAACAGAUCUUGAAGAACUUUAAGAUAAAAUAGAAUAAAAUAAAACCGAAAUAUCUUUUAUUGUCCCACAGUGGGGAAAUUUGAUAUUUGACAUUCUUACAUUCUGAUCUCUUUGGAGAUUUAGAGAAAGUUUUUCUGCAAACAUUUAGCUGAAUGUUUCUCCUCAGUGAAAUCUGUUUCACCGAGGCCUUGGCUAAAUGCUGCUGAUCGCAGGUGAAGUUCUUGCAUAAUGGACUGUGUGUUUCAAUCUUUUUCCUAUAUAUCUAUGAAACGUUUGAGUCUGUUAUGUGUGAGGUGAUAGGAGACGCAAGAGAAGGAUUUAAAUUGCGUUUGCCUUAGUGACAAAUCCAUCCUAAUGAGUGUGCUAUAGAUGGACUCUUCAAUGAUUUUAAUACAGUGCCUUAUAAAACAGAUUGUUUUACAUUUCAUCAUGUUUCAUCCCCAACUUUUAAUGCGUUUCUUUCAAAUUUCAUGAGAUCCAGUAACAAAGUAUCUGAAAGUAGAGAAUAACUGCGAACUGGAAGGAAAAGGAUGGUUUUCAAGUUUUUAACUCAACAGAUCUGAAAAGUGUGGCAUGCAUUUAUAUUUUCUCUGAUGUACUUAGGUCUGGACUAUGAUUGGCCCAUUCUAGCUUGUGAAUGUUUGUUUGUUUUUUUUUUCUUAUCUAAACUAUUCCACUGUAGAUUUGGUUGCAUGUGUACGAUGACUUGCUCAGUUAAAUCAGUUUUGGAUGUUGGAAGCUGGAAUAACGUGACACCCAAGUUGAGGGUGAUGUAGUUGCAAAUCAGAAAUCACUGGUAUCUAUACAUUGUUCUCUCUAUAAGUGCUAUUCAUAACACAAGCUGAUAGUAAUGUAGUUUUCUCCACAUUAUAUGUUAAAACAUGAAAGGAAAAUACUUUAAAGUAGACAUAGCACUAUGUCUGCCACUGGUCAGCAGUGGCAAGUUACAUACAUGAACAAGUUACAUACAUUCUACAUUCAGGACCGCCAUAUUCAGCGGUGUUUUCACGUUGAAGUAAAGCGUUCGUUCUCUGCCAUGUAUAGUGUUUUUGCAUGUGAGCCAGAAAGUUCAAAUCUGGUCCAAUCAGACCAGAGCACCAUCAUUUGCAUGUUUGCUGCUGUGUCCCUUUCAUGAAUGGCUUUGUUCUUGCCUCCCUUCCUUGAAAGCCAGUUCCGUGAAGUGGACAAAUCAUAACGAAACACACGGAGGUUUCUGACUGUAAGGUGACGACGUGUGAAAAAGUUACGUGUCGCGCGGUCAAGACUGAAGCCCUUCAAGUAGAUGAAGAAGCAAUUUUUUUUCUAUAGCACAAAGAGCUGCAUAGACUGUCAUGCUGUAGGUACAUGGAGAGGAUGUAGGAGAGGGUUUAUGUCACUCCAGAGUAAAUUUGAUAUUGUAAGCAAUCAUUAAGGUGGUGCAGUGCAGCCCUCCCUUCUGCAGCCUCCUGCAGAGUGUCAAAUUAAAACGUAAUCACAGCGUUCUUUGUAUAGCUUGUCAUUUCUGUAGUACUUUUUAACGUUGCCCGACGAUAUCUAAUCUGCAUUUCGUCCUCAGUUAAAAAAUACUGUUCAUUGCUAAGGUAGUCACAUAAAGCUUUCCCAGGAUAUCCUUUCCCGCUGAUUCAGAUUUCCCCAACUAGACCUGUCUAUGGAUUGCGAUCGGUGCAUGCUUUUGUUUCUCUGACCUCCAGAGCUUUGCACAGACGUCAUUUCAUCUCUGAGUCAUGCUUUUUAUGGCAGCGAGCUCCCGUUCACCUCGUGUCAGCGUUUGGGAAUCAGGUGAAGGUCUGAGUUAAGGUCAGUGGAAAACCAAAAAAUAGAAAAAAAGGGAAGUAAAGUCAAGCACUUCUGUUUCACUCACAUGGGCGGCCCAUUUCUAUUUAAGCAGUUAUUUAAGCCAUUUAAAAGCUUUUGUUGUCGAUCCGUGCGAAUGUGCUAAAAGUUCUUAAUUUAACGUCUGCCUUUUUUAAAGUGCAACAUUAUAUGAAAAGGUGCCCCGUGUGUAUGUUCUGUACGCCUUAAGUGAUUUUGUUUGUGUAAAAGAGCAUGGUGAGUGAGUGAGUGAGUGAGUGAGUGAGUGAGUGAGUGAGUGAGUGAGUGAGUGAGUGAGUGAGUGAGUGAGUGAGUGAGUGAGUGAGUGAGUGAGUGAGUGAGUGAGUGAGUGAGCGAGCGAGCAUUUACUUGGUUGAGUUUCACAGGUUCAGCUCCACAUCAACGGUCAGAGCAAAUUGUCUUCAGGUUCUUUUGUUUUUUUUUUUUGUGGAUGGAUAUGCUGACACGGCUGAACAGAACCAGAAUCAGCUCACGACAAUCUUAACUGGAAGCGAAGGCGAUCUCUGCCUUCUGCGUUGACAUCUCUUAAUACCUAAAAUAUGCGUGUAUUUACAUUUUGAGGUGAUCACAUUUUCAUUUUAAUUCCUCAUAAUUCCAGUAUUAACUUAUUUUUGAAGAAAAAAAAGUGUUUUCUUUUUUUAAGUGCUGAACUGCCAUGAUUUCAUUUAAUCUCUGGCUGUCUCUGUACCUUUUAAAUACAUGAUUGUAUUUACUGUCUACAGUGAGUUUAUCUCCGUAUUCUGAUGCCUGUAGAUCAGGGAAUUACAAAAAAAAAACAACUGUUGGUUUUAUUUUUCUUCAUGUGACUUCUUAAUAAAGCAUGGGUUUGUUCAAGCUAAACUGAUGUGCAGUAUAGCCAUACUAAAAACCACAUAAUUAACCCUUCGAAAACCAUCUCUUUGAAUAUAAACUGCAAGCUAAAUGGACACAUUUUUGUCUGGAUCAUAUGUAACAAUGCCUUUACGAUGACAGUGUUUGCCGAGUGAAUGAAACACUGGCUUUUUAAGUGUCUGUAACGGCGAAUGUUCAGAUCCUACUUUUGUACACAUGAUAAUAAAAUGAACAGUUAACACUA